AUGGCCUACUGGGCGAUAGCGACUCGCAAAGGGUCGCCACCGAUGAAGAUCACACCAGUGCUGAAUCCAAAUCAACGUGAAUUCCUCGAGGAUGAGCUGCUCUACCGCGAAAAACUAGAAAUACUAGCCGAGAACAACACGAUCAGCACUGACCUAUUUGUGCGGAAAUUCGAGGAUAUCGACGAUCCCGUGCUGCUGGAUAAACACGAUUCCUUCCAUCAUACCACCAAAAGUUUGCUGGUGCUGUUCCAGAGAAUGGGUGUUAUGCCGAUACAUCGCAAUCCGCAGAAGCCGGGUAUGCCACGCACCGGCUACUCUUGGACAUCAAAACAGGUCUUCUGGGCCAUAUGUGUUUUCUUGAUGCAAACAACGAUAGUGAUAUUGGUGUUGCGUGAGCGCGUGAAUACAUUUCUCAACGAUUCCGAUCGGCGCUUCGACGAGGCAAUCUACAAUGUGAUCUUCAUAAGUUUAUUAUUCACGAAUUUCCUUUUGCCGGUUGCAAGUUGGCGACAUGGACCGCAGGUGGCGAUCUUCAAGAAUAUGUGGACGAAUUAUCAAUUGAAGUUCUUGAAAGUGACUGGCUCACCGAUUGUAUUCCCCAAUCUAUAUCCGCUCACCUGGAGUUUGUGUUUCUUCUCGUGGGGUGUGAGUAUUGCGAUCAAUUUGUCGCAAUACUAUUUGCAGCCCGAUUUCAAGUUGUGGUACACUUUCGCAUACUAUCCGAUUAUUGCUAUGCUAAACGGUUUCUGCAGCUUGUGGUAUAUUAACUGUACAGCUUUUGAUACCGCUAGUCGCGCUCUAUCCGCCUCACUGGAAUUAACAAUGAUGGGUGAUAAACCAGCGAAGAAGCUCACCGAAUAUCGUCAUCUUUGGGUAGAUUUAGGUCACAUGACGCAGCAACUAGGACGCGCUUACUCCAACAUGUAUGGCAUGUACUGUCUGGUCGUAUUCUUCACAACCAUCAUUGCUACUUAUGGUUCACUGAGUGAAAUUAUGGAUCAUGGCGCUACUUAUAAGGAAGUUGGUCUCUUCGUUAUCGUAUUCUAUUGCAUGAGUCUACUCUAUAUCAUUUGCAAUGAGGCCCAUUAUGCCACACGGAGUGUCGGUUUGGAUUUUCAAACGAAGCUCUUGAAUGUGGAUCUCACCGCUGUGGAUAGCGCUACUCAAAAAGAGGUAGAAAUGUUUCUAAUGGCUAUAACGAAGAAUGCGCCGAUAAUGAAUUUGGACGGUUAUGCUAAUAUUAACAGAGAACUAAUCACGUCAAAUAUUUCAUUCAUGGCUACUUACUUGGUGGUGUUGUUGCUAUUCAAAAUUACCGAACAGCGGAAUUACCCUUUGAAACAGAGCAGAAUGGAGUCGCCAAUGGAGGAAUGA
Molecule: messenger RNA, 1374 nt
Organism: Zeugodacus cucurbitae (melon fly)
Lineage: Eukaryota; Metazoa; Arthropoda; Insecta; Diptera; Tephritidae
Product: gustatory and odorant receptor 21a-like
Exons: 4
Coding region: 1-1374 (457 amino acids)
Biological process (GO): sensory perception of taste
Cellular component (GO): dendrite; axon; membrane
Source: RefSeq, a predicted model, not a curated record